CCGGAUAGUACUAUGAAAAUGGCAGUAAACACAGAUUUGUCCUCUUCGUUAGCUAGUGUUUUGAGUAGAAUAAGCACCGUCUCAGCUAUAGCAGGAAGAACAGUGAGGUUGGUUGCUGUAAGCAAAACGAAGCCCAUUGACAUGAUUGUUACAGCUUAUGAACUUGGACAAAGAAACUUCGGAGAAAAUUAUCCAUUUUCUUUUCUUUUCGAGGCGUCCGGUACAGCUAGCUUAGGGCGGAGUGACUUCAGCUCCUGACCAACUCCUGUAUGCACAGUGUAAACAAAAGCAUAUUACAGAACAUUGCAAUGCAUGACUAUUUUAUCAUCCCGCAAAAACCAGAUUAAAGAAUUAGAAGAAAAGGGGCAUUCAUCACGGAUACUGGAGAAGUGUCCAGAUAUCAAGUGGCAUUUUAUAGGACAUCUUCAAAGAAACAAAGUUAACAAGGUUCUUGAUGUGCCCAACUUGUAUUUGGUUGAGACGAUCGAUUCGGAGAAACUAGCCGAAGCAGUCAACUCUUCGUGGGGAAGACGGAAGAAAACAGAUCAUUUGAAAGUGAUGGUUCAGAUAAACACAAGUGAAGAGGAAAGUAAAAGUGGCUGUUCUAAGUGUGAUGCAUCGCGUCUUGUGAAAUACGUGAUUGAGAAAUGUUCCCAGCUGCAGUUCAUGGGAUUGAUGACAAUAGGAUCCCUCGAUCAUAAUCUGAAGGAUGGUCCAAAUCCAGAUUUCAAGGCUCUGGUUCAGUGUAAGGAUGACGUCUGCCGAGAACUUGAGCUCGAUAACCAGAGUGUUGAACUUAGUAUGGGAAUGUCAGGGGACUUCGAACAUGCAAUAGAACAAGGCAGUACUAGUGUUCGGGUAGGCAGCACAAUAUUCGGAGCACGAUCCUACCCAGACAAACCAAAGCAGAAGACAGAACAUUCGAAGGAUGUGGUGGACAAACUAGAUUCGCUUUCAUUACAGGAAAAACAGUUGGCAAAAGAUGCAGUGUAACAAUUUAACAUGGUAAUGACAGUUGUAGAGUAUUUUAUAUGAAAUAUGUAUUCAUUGCAUUCAACUUCUACAAGUAUAGAGGACAUUUUACUUCUUUCUGAAUGGACUCAUGAAAUAACAGUAUGUUUGUUGAAAUGAGUUGAGUAGAUCUAUUAAGCACAUUCACAUGACCAAAAUUUACACACUCACAUGAGUAAAUAUACGUUUUUAUUAUAUGCAUAUUUUACACACGUGUGCAAAACUAUAUUUGCUUAGUAUUUACAUGUCUACUGUAUAAAUAGGAAGAUGGCCCAAGUAUAAUCUCAUUUCAACCAUUACAGAAAUAGUUGAACAGAUUUGCUCAGGUAAGCAAGUUUUGCUGUGCAUACACAUGACCAGAUAGUGUCUACGCGGGCAAUACUUUUACUUA
Molecule: messenger RNA, 1402 nt
Organism: Gigantopelta aegis
Lineage: Eukaryota; Metazoa; Mollusca; Gastropoda; Neomphalida; Peltospiridae
Product: pyridoxal phosphate homeostasis protein-like
Exons: 9
Coding region: 313-993 (226 amino acids)
Cellular component (GO): intracellular anatomical structure
Molecular function (GO): pyridoxal phosphate binding
Source: RefSeq, a predicted model, not a curated record